This is a messenger RNA of Colossoma macropomum (tambaqui), 1858 nucleotides long. Its product is annotated as actin, alpha cardiac muscle 1-like. Bases 153 to 1286 code for a protein of 377 amino acids. The transcript has 9 exons. The record is from RefSeq and is a predicted model, not a curated record. NCBI's taxonomy places the organism in Eukaryota, Metazoa, Chordata, Actinopteri, Characiformes, Serrasalmidae.
GUGGAGGGGUGGAGAGAGGGGUGAGGGUUCGAUUGAGGUGGACGUAUAAAUGGGCAGGGCAGGUGAAGGCCAAGUCCACUCUCUAAAGGGAGCAACGGCACUGCAGCCUCUUCUCCUCUCUCUCUGGGUGGUCCAUAGCUGUGUGAGUGAGGAUGUGUGACGAUGAGGAGACCACCGCUCUGGUGUGUGAUAACGGCUCUGGGCUGGUCAAAGCUGGGUUUGCCGGAGACGACGCCCCCAGAGCUGUGUUUCCCUCCAUCGUCGGGAGACCACGACACCAGGGUGUGAUGGUGGGCAUGGGGCAGAAGGACAGCUACGUAGGAGACGAGGCCCAGAGCAAGAGAGGCAUCCUGACCCUCAAAUACCCCGUAGAGCAUGGCAUCAUCACCAACUGGGACGACAUGGAGAAGAUUUGGCAUCACACGUUCUAUAACGAGCUGCGUGUGGCUCCUGAGGAGCAUCCGGUCCUCCUCACUGAGGCUCCUCUCAACCCUAAAGCCAACAGGGAGAAGAUGACCCAGAUCAUGUUUGAAACCUUUAACGUUCCGGCGAUGUACGUGGCCAUCCAGGCUGUGCUGUCCCUCUACGCUUCUGGCCGUACUACUGGUAUCGUGCUGGACGCUGGUGAUGGUGUGACCCAUAACGUUCCUGUAUAUGAGGGUUAUGCUCUGCCCCACGCUAUAAUGAGGCUGGACCUUGCCGGCCGUGAUCUGACUGACUACCUGAUGAAGAUCCUGACUGAGAGAGGCUACAGCUUCGUCACCACCGCUGAGCGUGAGAUCGUGAGGGACAUUAAGGAAAAGCUGUGUUACGUGGCUCUGGACUUUGAGAAUGAAAUGGCCACCGCAGCUUCAUCCUCUUCCCUGGAGAAGUCCUACGAGCUGCCCGAUGGUCAGGUCAUCACCAUCGGCAAUGAGCGUUUCCGCUGCCCAGAGACCCUCUUCCAGCCCUCCUUCAUUGGUAUGGAGUCUGCUGGCAUCCAUGAGACCACAUACAACGGCAUCAUGAAGUGUGAUAUCGACAUCCGUAAGGACCUUUACGCCAAUAACGUCCUCUCUGGAGGUACCACCAUGUACCCGGGUAUCGGAGACAGGAUGCAGAAGGAGAUCACAGCUCUGGCCCCCAGCACCAUGAAGAUCAAGAUGAUUGCCCCUCCUGAGCGUAAGUACUCAGUCUGGAUCGGCGGCUCUAUUCUGGCCUCUCUCUCCACCUUCCAGCAGAUGUGGAUCAGUAAGGAUGAGUACGACGAGGCUGGACCUUCCAUCGUCCACCGAAAGUGCUUCUAAACACACACACACACACACACACACACACACACACACACACACACACCUCUCAUCUCUCCCCUGAAGAUCUGAAGCUCUGUAGACACUCAGUGGGCGGGUUAGUGAAAUCUAGGUUGCUCACGCUUAAAAACCAGUUCUUCAAGCGUUCUUUAGUAAAGACAACGGUUCUGUAUAGAACCAUGAACACUCAGGGACCAUUUGCAUGCUUAAAUGGCAUAUAGCACCAUAAAGGGUUCUCCUAUUAUUACAAGCUUGAAAUCAUAACAAUAGAAGAAUACUUUUUGGUGCUACACAGAACCUUUUUCAAAAGGGUUCUGUGUAGAAACAUCUUUACAGCACAUCCUCCCAUCAAUCUGAAGAGCCAUUUAAGCAUGCAAAGCGUUCUUUGAGUGUUCUAUACAGAACCAUUCUACUGAAGAGCCCUUAGUUCUACAGUGCGGCUCUGGCUGAGUCUGUGUCUGUAAGGAAGACUGAGGUUGGGCUUGUUCUGAUGGAGAGUUCACUGUUUAUUCACUCAUGUUCUUAUUUGGCUUUUGAUUCCGAAUACAAUAAACUUUCAUACCAUCCACACU